AUGGCGGCGGGGGAGCGGCCGCCGCUGCCGCCGCCUCGCUCCUUCCCGCCCCGCCCCGCCACUGCGCAGGCGCAGCGCCUGGUCCCGCCUCCGCGCAGCCGCAGUGGCGGCCGGCCGCGCCCUCUCCGCGCUCGCGCACGGCGCCUGCGCCCUGUCGGGCGACCGUCGCCGCCACCGCCGCUGCCCGCCCGCCGUCCGCGGCCUGCUGCGCUGGGGGCUCCGAGAGCGCAGCUGCGGCCAGGCCUUAGCUGCAAGAAUCCCGGAGUGCCGGGCAAGACCGGCCGUGGCCCGGGGUGGACCUGCUGCUGCUGCUUCAUCUUCAAGACCCGCAAGCGCUGGCGGAGAGGGACCGACUGGCACGCAGUGACCGGGCGGGGCGGGGCUUACGCCGAGCUCCAGGCAUCUCGGGACUGGGGACCCGGGACACUCCGCCCCCAUCUGCCUGGACAACCUCCUACGAGGUGCUGGCUCCGGGCCCCCCACCGUGUCCCGGGGCCCGUGGACUGGACGCCCAGGACGGCUGGAGGCUGUGGGAGUUUUACCGGACGUUUUAGCCGUCUCAUACCAGAAAUUUUGGUACAAGUCUUGUUCCGUAUUGUGACCAGGGAAAACAGCCCAGGAACACUUGCGUCACUGGGGCCCGGAGGGGCGGGCUCCGUCAGACAGGACGCCUGGAUCACGAGCCUUCUAAGAACCAGGAGGAAGGAAGUCAUUCAUAAAGGACGCAGAUGCUCAACUGCGACUUUGGUUUCCUCUCGCAAUUCUGAUUACAGGAAUGUGGUUUGUUCUUAUUCCACAGAAGGGAAGACUUUCUCUGUAAAACUUGACUCUCAGAAGCUGCCUACCUUUCUGAGUCAGGACAGAACAGGGAGGCGGCUGAUUCAACCCCUGGGAUCUCCACACCAGUGAGAUCUCAGGUCUGACUGCAGCCCUCUUGAGAUCCAGUCUCAGAACAGACAUGGCUGCAGGUAUCUAUGGGACUUCAGAGAGCAGGAGAGACGCCCAGA
This is a messenger RNA of Capra hircus (goat), 1007 nucleotides long. RefSeq names its product translation initiation factor IF-2-like. The transcript has 4 exons. NCBI's taxonomy places the organism in Eukaryota, Metazoa, Chordata, Mammalia, Artiodactyla, Bovidae. The coding region runs from base 1 to 909 and encodes 302 amino acids. The record is from RefSeq and is a predicted model, not a curated record.